UCAUGUGACCUGCUCAGGAACAACAAAGAUGGCGGCCACGUCGCGGAGCUGCAGAGUUUCUGUGCUUCUGAUGUUUGUGAGUUCAGUUCUCAGUCUGAGUCUGGGUCUGUUCAGCGGAGGAGACGCGUACCGACGACAGUUGUCCGUACAGUUGAACCCCGGCUUGCCCUUACCGGCUCCUGGUGGCGACCUGCUGCAUGUGAGGGCCGUGGGAGACAAUGACACACUUCACUUCCUGUUCUGCAGCCAGGGGGCGCCAACGCUGUUGAUCGUCCACACCAACACUUCUUCUUCUACUGUGAAGGUGGACUGGCCCAAGUUUGAAGCUCGAAAUAACAGCGGCAGCGUGAAGGUGGAGCCGGAGAGCAGCGUUCUGUACAGCACCGCCAUCAUCUUCAGCAGGUUGUUGGAGUACGACGAUGUGAACAACACGGCCGACCCAUCCUCUGAUCUUUUCCCUCCGUACGAGCUGCAGGGCUUCCAAUGGUCUGGUCUCAGCCUUUCAGAAGAGAGCGCUCAGCUCUGUGGCGCUGCCAAAAACUUCAGCAGCGGAUCUUUCUGCCUGCAGCUGGCGAUGUUUCAGUCGGAGGGGCGUGACCAGUCCAUGCCCCACCUCCUGCAUACUGCCAAUACCUCCCAAAUAAAGGUGUGGCUAGAUGGUGUGUUACCCCGGGCGGCUCGUUCCAGGUUUGUGCUGGAGGUGCAGGCAGUGGGUGGGGCUUACCCUCUGAGCAGAGUGGAAAUUCACCGAUCGAUCGAUGAUGAGUUCACGCCGACAAUAUUCAAGGUGUCUCAGUGGGUCUCAUUGGCGAAUGGUUCCUCUGAUGUUCUGGGUUUUCUUCAGUGGAAGCCGGUGGCAUACCGUCGGUCCAACCCAGCUCUGGAGUACGCCACACAGUGCCGACACUCGGAGCCGCGGCGUACUAACGGCGAGGAGACGGCGGCGCAGUCAGCUCUAGUCAAAGCGUUCUACGCAGAACCGGAAAGUUUUGGACUCAACGUGAGCUUCGGGACUGCAGGAGAACCGUUCUACAACAGCACCCGGUUCCUCAGCUGGACGAUGUUGGUGGGCAUCGGCUCUCCUCCAGUUGACUCUUUCUCUCCGUUGGUUAUGAGUAUGAUGGCAGUCGGUCUGGGAACUCCCAUGAUUCUCCUGCUACUGGGCGGAGUCUAUGUUUGUGUGCGGAAGAGGGCGGCACCCUCAGCAAUGGCCUACGAGCCAAUCAACUAAAUGUGGGGGUGUGGCCAAUGGGUGGCCAGAGACUAUUUUUUUAAAAACUUUUUUAUUGAUGAACAAGAGACAUCACUGCAACCCUUCAACCAAUCAGAAGCCAGGAGGUUAUUUAGAUCUUUUCAGUGUUUUAAGAUAAAGUAAAUGUCAGCCAUGAUUGAGGCGUCUUUUUACUGAUUCUGUUCUCCUGUCAGGAUGUGAUUUAUCUGAUGCUUUUAAAUCUGAAUCAUAUUUUGUGACCCAUUAAAAUCUAGACCCAAACCAACAGAA
Labrus bergylta (ballan wrasse) is the source of this 1501-nucleotide messenger RNA. It is a transcript of the gene glmp, whose product is annotated as glycosylated lysosomal membrane protein. Lineage: Eukaryota; Metazoa; Chordata; Actinopteri; Labriformes; Labridae. Gene Ontology annotation, cellular component: lysosome. The record is from RefSeq and is a predicted model, not a curated record.